This is a messenger RNA of Sinocyclocheilus grahami, 1757 nucleotides long. RefSeq lists its product as uncharacterized. The record is from RefSeq and is a predicted model, not a curated record. The transcript has 3 exons. NCBI's taxonomy places the organism in Eukaryota, Metazoa, Chordata, Actinopteri, Cypriniformes, Cyprinidae. The coding region runs from base 390 to 1574 and encodes 394 amino acids.
CACCUCUGCAGCAGUUAUUGUGCUGGCUCCGCUGCAGUGUCUGCUACUGCUGCCUGAGAAUGACUGACUGACUGACUGACUGAGUUUCCCGCCUCCACCAAUUUAAACGCAACUUUGUUGCUGCGGGACUCUGCAAACUUAACAGUCAAUUUCUGAGACCAGGAUGAAGUUUCUCUCAGUUUCGCGUGAGGCGGUUUUCUGGUGACUUGCUGCAACGUGUUCUGAGGCCCUGAGGUCUUGGGAGAAGAGGUUAAAUUUGGGAGGGGCGAAAAAACUGAGAAGACACAGCCGUCACUGAUCCCAAGGCCAUCAUCUUAGGAGUAGUUUGCCAGAAGCUUGUCCUCGGUGUAAGUUGAGCAAGGAGGACCUGUCAACAGGUGCCUAGUGAUAUGAGGGUUCGUGUGGCGAAACAGUUGCAUAUUGGCCUCAUGAGCUCCAUGGCCUCCGACAGGGCCUCCGCUGUGCUGGGAGUGAAGAGCCUUGGUAAGGAGACUUCGGCGAAUAAUGGAGAUGCUCUCAUAUCCGUGAACUACGGCUUGCCUGAGAACGAAUCCCCUCAGUUUUCAUUCGAGACUUCAGAGGGGGACUCGCCAUGCACAAAGUGCAGAAUGCGGAAGUCUUUGGAUACUAGGUCUAGAAGUUUGGAUUGCUUAGACGAGACCUACAGGUCCAAAAGCUGCAGCUGUGGGGCUGCAAGGCACGGGGAGGAAGGGUUGUACGUGUGCCAGAUGUGUGGCUUUUGCGAUCCAGUGGAAAGCGAAGAAGGCUGCCCGGAAAAUAGCUUUCCUCCUAGAAGCUGGGGAACGGUGCCCCAGCAGACGAAAGCAGAAGGGUUUUCUUCUGAUGUUACUUGCCUUGCUGGAGAGCGGCCAACAUUGAGUGGCUCGGAUGAUGAACUGUGCCAGAUGGAACUCGUAAUCGGCCAAAACACGGAGAGCCUGCCGUUCUGCGGGCUGGAUUUGAGGCGAAACAGUGUGCCUGUAUCCUCACCACAAGGGCCUCAAUGCACCAAUGGCUGCGGCACUGCCGUGAAUAACAAAAUGCGUGACAGAAUGGACUUUGUAUGUGCCGUGUGCCAUAAAAAUGGCUUCUCUAGUUUGGAAAGGCUCAACAGGAAAAGCAAACCCAUGUGCUCUCAGGACAGAUGCCUUAAGAGGUCCACGCCAUUCAGGUUGUCUGUACCUGACUGUAGUGACAGCGAGGGCUCUGUGUCCGAUAGCGAGUUUGUGCGUAACAAGAAAGAGCGCUCUACUGUCCUGGUCAGGAGGUACCUCAAGAACAACCAGAAGAUCAAAAAGACAGUGUGCACCGGCACCAGAGCUAUAGUGAGGACUCUACCCACCGGUUGCAUCUCUGACAGAGUCUGGGUGUCUGUUUGUGGGAAAACAUGCCACCUUGGUGAUGAGGCGAGAGGAUACAGCAGAGCUCUUCAGGCCAUCCAGCUGCAGGUUUCCAGGGCCCUUCUCACAUACCCAGGGGUCAGGUUUGCCGAGUGUUUGCCUCAUGCACAGUCUUUGCGUACACGUGCUGCAAGCGCACAGCCAAACACACAAAUGCACAAGCCAGGGAACUGAGAAAAGUGAUCGAAGAGGGCAUCCUGGGGUUUGUUGAGACGUCCCUAUGUGAAAUUCAACAGGAGAUUAUGAAGCGCUCGGGCCCCACCUCUCUCUGCCGUGUGCCAGAACAGCAUCAAGUCCUCCUAAGACAUCAGGGUCAUUGAAUGCUCCUUAACGGCCUGAACCUGCCUCCAGGCUUAC